GUUUACUUGAUACCAUGGAGGAAGAGGAAGAGGAGGGAGUCUCCAGCAUGCCUGAGUCUGAUGAAGAUGAGAGUGAUGAGAUGAUGUUGAUGUUGAUGAGCUUCAACAGGAUGCAGAGAGAAGCAGAAGCAAGCUUGAGCAGGACUAAGCAGCAAACAGCAGAUUCUCCUGCACCGUCCUGCGUGUCCAUGAAAAGUGACAUGUCCAUGGAGUUCCCUGUGGUUUUCAAACAACAAGAUCCAUUUUCUAAGACUAAGCAGCAAACAGCAGAUUCUCCUGCACCGUCCUGUGUGUCCAUGAAGAGUGACAUGUCCAUGGAGUUCCCUGUGGUUUUCAAACGGAAACAUUCACUUUCUAAGACUAAGCAGCAAACAGCAGAUUCUCCUGCACCGUCCUGCGUGUCCAUGAAAAGUGACAUGUCCAUGGAGUUCCCUGUGGUUUUCAAACAACAAGAUCCAUUUUCUGAGACUAAGCAGCAAACAGCAGAUUCUCCUGCACCGUCCUGUGUGUCCAUGAAGAGUGACAUGUCCAUGGAGUUCCCUGUGGUUUUCAAACAACAAGAUCCAUUUUCUAAAAUUCAACAGGAGACGUCAGAGGUUGGACGUCAAACAGAGCAGGACUCCAUAUUUCUGCUUCUUGAGGAGAACAUUGUUGCUUUUGUGAAGAACGAGCUUAAGAAGGUUCAGAGGGGUCUGAGCCUAGAUUACCCAGAAUGCUUAGAGAGCCAAUGUGAGGACGAGGAAAUGGUUGGUGGGGAAGAGGAAGAGCAGAUGAGCAGCAGAGAAGCAUUUCUGAAGAUCACACUGCACUUCCUGAGGAGAAUGAAGCAGGAGGAGCUGGCGGACUCUAUCAAGAACAAAUUUCUUGCUGCAGCGUGUCGACGUAAACUCAAAUCUAAUCUGAGGAAGAAUUUACAGUGUGUGUUUGAGGGGAUUACGAAAGCAGGAAACCCAACUCUUCUGAAUCAGAUCUACACAGAGCUCCACAUCACAGUGGGAGGGACUGGAGAGGUUAAUGAUGAACAUGAGGUCAGACAGAUUGAAACAGCAUCCAGGAGACCAGACAGACCAGAAACAACAAUCAGAUGUGAAGACAUCUUUAAAGCCUCACCUGGAAGAGAUGAACCAAUCAGAACAGUGAUGACAAAGGGAGUGGCUGGCAUCGGGAAAACAGUCUUAACACAGAAGUUCACUCUGGACUGGGCUGAAGACAAAGCCAACCAGGACAUAAAGUUCACAUUUCCCUUCACUUUCAGAGAGCUGAAUGUGCUGAAAGAGAAACAGUUCAGUUUGGUGGAGCUUGUUCAUCACUUCUUUACUGAAACCAAAGCGCAGCAAUCUUCAGGUGUGAACAGUUCCCGGUUCUGUUCAUCUUGGACUGGUCUGGAUGAGUGUCGACUUCCUCUGGACUUCCACAACAACAAGAUCCUGACUGAUGUUACAGAGUCCACCUCAGUGGAUGUGCUGCUGACAAACCUCAUCAGGGGGAAACUGCUUCCCUCUGCUCGCCUCUGGAUAACCACACGACCUGCAGCAGCCAAUCAGAUCCCUCCUGAGUGUGUGGACAUGGUGACAGAGGUCAGAGGGUUCACUGACCCACAGAAGGAGCAGUACUUCAGGAAGAGAUUCAGAGAUGAGAAGCAGGCCGGCACAAUCCUCUCCCACAUCAAGACAUCACAAAGCCUCCACAUCAUGUGCCACAUCCCACUCUUCUGCUGGAUCACCGCUACAGUUCUGGAGGAUGUGAUGAAAACCAGAGAGGGAGGAGAGCUGCCCAAGACCCUGACUGAGCUGUACAUCCACUUCCUGGUGGUUCAGUCCAAAGUGAAAAACGUGAAGUAUGAUGGAGGAGCUGAGACAGAUCCACACUGGAGUCCAGAGAGCAGGAAAAUGAUCGAGUCUCUGGGAAAACUGGCUUUUGAGCAGCUGCAGAAAGGCAACCUGAUCUUCUAUGAAUCAGACCUGACAGAGUGUGGCAUCGAUAUCAGAGCAGCCUCAGUGUACUCAGGAGUGUUCACACAGGUCUUUAGAGAGGAGAGAGGACUGUACCAGGACAAGGUGUUCUGCUUCGUCCAUCUGAGCUUUCAGGAGUUUCUGGCUGCUCUUCAUGUCCAUCUGACGUUCUUCACCUCUGGUGUCAACCUGCUGUCAGAAGAACAAUCAACCUCCAUGUGGUCUAAAUUGUUCACAGUCACACCUACACGCCUCUAUCAGAGUGCUGUGGACAAGGCCUUACAGAGUCCAAAUGGACACCUGGACUUGUUCCUCCGCUUCCUCAUGGGUCUUUUACUACCAACCAAUCAGACUCUGCUACGAGGCCUGGUGCCACAGACAAAAAUCAGCUCACAGACCAAACUGGAAACAGUCCAGUACAUCAAACAUCAGAUCAGUGAGAAUCUCUGUGCAGAGAGAAGCAUCAAUCUGUUUCACUGUCUGAAUGAACUGAAGGAUUGUUCUCAAAUACUGGAGAUCCAACAGUACAUGUCUUCAGGAAGUUUCACCACAGAUAAACUCUCUCCGGGUCAGUGGUCCGCUCUGGUCUUCAUCUUACUGUCUACACAAAAAGAUCUGGAGGUGUUUGACCUGAAGAAAUACUCAGAUUCAGAGGAGGCUCUUCUGAGGCUGCUGCCAGUGGUGAAAGCCUCCACCAAAGCUGUCCUGAGUGGCUGUAAUCUGUCAGAGAAAAGCUGUGAAGCUCUGUCUUCAGUGCUGAGCUCCCAGUCCUCCAGCCUGAGAGAGCUGGACCUGAGCAACAACGACUUGCAGGAUUCAGGAGUGCAGCUGCUCUGUGUCGGACUGAAGAGUCCACAUUGUAGACUGGAAACUCUCAGGCUCUCAGGCUGUCUGAUUACAAAGACAGGCGGUGCUUCUCUGGCCCAUGCUCUGAGAUCUAACCACACCCACCUGAGAGAGCUGGACCUGAGCUACAAUAAUCUAGGAGACUCGGCAGCGAAGCUGCUUUCUGCUGGACUGCAGGAUCCAAGCUGGACACUGGGGACUCUCAGGAUGGACCAUGAUGGACACCAGUCAAUACAAUCUGGUCUGAAGAAGUACUCCCGUACACUCAUACUGGACCCAAAGACAGCACACAGAAAGCUCCAGCUGUCUGACAACAACAGGAAGGUGACGCUGAGGAAAGAGACGCAGCCAUAUCCUGAUGAUCCAGAGAGAUUUGACUACUGGAAACAGCUGCUGUGUACAGCUGGUCUGGAUGGUCGCUCCUACUGGGAGGUCCAAUGGGAAGGUCAUGUUUAUAUAGGAGUGGCUUACGGAGGAAUGAAAAGGAGAGGAACCAAUGACGACUGCUGUCUUGGAAGGAAUGAUCAGUCCUGGAGUCUGAGCUGCUUCUCUGAUGGUUACUCUAGCCUGCACAGUAAGAUCAAAGCAUCCAUCCCUAUCCCCCCCUCAAACACACUGGGAGUGUACCUGGACUGGCCUGCUGGCACUCUGUCCUUCUACAGAAUCUCCUCUGAAAGAGCGACCCACAUCUACACCUUCCACACCACGUUCACCGAGCCAGUCUACCCGGCCUUCAGGAUGAGGAUGGACCCACUAAACUCGUCAGUGUCUUUGUGUUAGAUAAAAGCAAAGGCCCCCUCCCAAUGUCCACACUCACAGACUCACGGACUUUGAGGCGUGUUUCCGCUAAAAUCCGUGAGGGAUUAGGACUGUCCCACCUUCAAAUUAUGAAGUGCUCGAGGCUCUCUUGCAGAAAUGUUGAAAACUAUUAUGCAGAUUUUUCAACAUUUCUGCAGACCAGAGGGAAUUAUUAUCAUAUAAUUAUUAUUAUAUAUUACAUUUACAACGAAACAUUAAGGAUUUCUUAAAAGAAACAUGAAAUCAGAGGAAUGCAAGCAUCGGCUAUAUUACAUUAUAUAUAUAUAUAUAUAGUAUAUAGUUCAUGAAUUAAAAUGUCUUGAUUUUGCUUAAUGAUGCUGUUUUGACAAAUACAUUGAUUAUUGGACAUUUAUCUGUCAUCCACUCUUGUAAUAAGUGAUGUUAUAAAAUACAUGUUAUACAUUACAAAUAUAUAUAAAUAUAUAUAUAUAUAUAUAUAUAAAUAUAUAUAUAUAUAUAUAUCGUAUCCACACAUCUACUUAUUUUCAUCGUGACACUUUCCAUAACAAAGGCUUUGUAUUCAAUUUAAGGCCAUGUGGCCUGCAGUAAACUUACUUAUUGUUAAAGGAUGCAAUAAUAAUGAGUAUUAAAUAUGUGUUGGAAUUAGGGCGGUCACAUAUUAUUCACAUAAUUACGUGGUUUCUUUCUCUUUGGUUUGUAUUUGCUGUGACUCACAUAGUGCUCGUGUUUCUUUGUCUAUCAAUGCAUUGUUCUAAUAAGAGCUCUUAGUAGAAGUGGAUGCAGAUUUAACAAGCUUGAGGUUUUAUGGGACGUUUUCUGUGAAUGAUAUAGUAGUGUGUAUAUAUAACUGAACUCACACACACACUGUAUGUAGAUGUAAAGUUUCCUUUUGUCUGUAUUCUGACAUUUAACUCGAUGAAUGCUUGUAAUGAGAAGUCUUAAUACAAUAGACCAGAGGUUAGACCAGAGGUUUUCAAAGUCUGAGAUUGUUGUCCCAAAACAGAUCCUGUGUGCCGCCUGUGGGAUCAUGAUUAUGGUAUUUGAUCCAGUAGACGGGGGGGUCAAACAUGCGGCCAGCGGCCCGUCAGGUGUUGUGCUGCAUGUGGCCCCUGAACUAAAAUGAGUUUGACACCCCUGCCGUAGACACUCAACCAUUGAGCCUAAUAUUGAUGUUUGACAUCUUAAGACUGAUCAUUUAUUAUUCAGUAAAGAAAAGACUUUAUCUCUGAACUAUUUCAACACGUUAAGUAUUCUAUAAUCUUUUGUGUUCUCCCACUUUGAAAACAUCUGCAAUUUUAUCAGAUUUCUUUGCCAAAGAAAAAUAAAAAGCAGAAUACGUAAA
Messenger RNA from Cottoperca gobio, 4920 nucleotides. RefSeq names its product NACHT, LRR and PYD domains-containing protein 12-like. Lineage: Eukaryota; Metazoa; Chordata; Actinopteri; Perciformes; Bovichtidae. Gene Ontology annotation, molecular function: protein binding. The record is from RefSeq and is a predicted model, not a curated record.